Messenger RNA from Penicillium olsonii, 1509 nucleotides. NCBI's taxonomy places the organism in Eukaryota, Fungi, Ascomycota, Eurotiomycetes, Eurotiales, Aspergillaceae. The record is from the annotation of a GenBank genome assembly.
AUGUUGGGGUUUGGUGGACUUGCCGUCCCCAAGAUCAAUCUGAUAAUGUCGCUCAUUUGCCGCGACUAUCUCGCCGAAAAGGGAACGCAGGAUCCUACUUUCACCUAUCUUCCUGUCAUUUUCGGCGACCAUAAUCCUCAAUGUCAGAUCCCACAAGUUCAGUCGCUUGUCGCCCAGUUCCAGCUUUACCUCAACUUGGCAGCCGGCAUCUUGUCUGCAUUGGUGAGCCCCCGACUGGGUCAUCUAUCUGACCGAUAUGGGAGAACUAAGAUGAUCGCGCUGGGCGCUAUGGGCGCCGUCUUCAAUGAGAUCAUCACCGUGGCUGUGGCUACAUGGCCGGACCAAUUCUCCGUCAACUUUCUUCUUGUUGGUGCAGUUCUGGAUGGAUUAGGAGGAUCAUUUACAACCGCACAGGCUCUCAUCCACUCCUAUGCCUCGGACUGCACGCCGAUAGAGAAGCGAAGCGUGGCGUUUGGUCUCUUCCAUGGCGCUUUAUUCUUUGGAAUCGCAGUUGGGCCUGGUGCCGCCGCGUUUUUGAUUAAGAAUGGAGGCACCCUGCUUGUUUUCUACAUCGCACUCGCAUUCCAUGUCACUUUCUGCCUCUCGGUGUGGUUUAUCGUGCCGGAAUCCCUAUCCAAAGACCGACAACUCGCUGCCCGCGAGAGGCAUCGUUCAAAGGCUUCGGGUGCCGACUCCCCCAAGUGGUAUUCCUGGCAGAUCUGGAACCCAAUGAACCUCAUUACUCCUCUGGCGAUUUUGCUACCUGCUGUUGGAAGGCCCAGUAUCUUGUUUCCCAACCGACGCGGUGCAAGCCCAGCUCUCCGGCGGAAUAUCGUCCUGCUGGCAGGCAUCGAUACCGCCGUGUUCGGCGUCGCAAUGGGCACGGUCCAAAUCAUUAUCAUCUACGCCGAGUACAUGUUUAGCUGGGGAAGCGUGGAGUCGAGUCUCUUCGUCGCAGUCAUCAACGUGGUGCGUGUCGUCAACCUUUUCGUUGUGCUCCCCAUCAUUUCGUGGCUCUUCCGUACGCCUUCCAAAGAAGAUGGUGCAGUCCGCGGCUCUGACAUGUUGGAUGUUGUGCUCAUUCGCACUUCCAUCAUCUUCGAUAUUUUGGGCUACGUUGGUUAUGCCAUGUCAAGUCACCCAUUGCAGAUGAUGGUUUCUGGUGCCAUUGCCUCCCUAGGCGGCAUGGGAUCCGCAAUCUUGCAAUCCUCUAUCACCAAGCAUGUGCCCCACGAAAGAAUCGGCCAAAUGCUUGGUGCUACUGGUCUCUUGCAUGCUCUUGCUCGUAUUGUUGCCCCAACAAUCUUCAACCUAAUUUACAGUCUGACUGUAGCAACACUGCCACAAACAGUCUUCGUAGCUCUUGCAGCUGUCUUUGCAGUGGCGUUCUUCAUGAGCCUUCUCAUCAAACCACAUGUUACUCUCGAAGGCGAGCCCGCUGCUGAUGUCAGAGCUGAAGCAAACGAGCAUGGUAACAAUGAGCAUGAUUCCCUUCUGCGCAAUACAUAG